Molecule: messenger RNA, 3182 nt
Organism: Cyprinus carpio (common carp)
Lineage: Eukaryota; Metazoa; Chordata; Actinopteri; Cypriniformes; Cyprinidae
Gene: adrb2b
Product: adrenoceptor beta 2, surface b
Biological process (GO): norepinephrine-epinephrine-mediated vasodilation involved in regulation of systemic arterial blood pressure; negative regulation of smooth muscle contraction; adenylate cyclase-activating adrenergic receptor signaling pathway
Cellular component (GO): membrane
Molecular function (GO): beta2-adrenergic receptor activity; norepinephrine binding
Source: RefSeq, a predicted model, not a curated record
AUGGAGUGACGGCAUACACUGAUCAUGGAGAACACCUCCCUGCACAUGAAUAUUUCAGCAUGGCUAAACAAUUCCUCUCCAGUGUCCUUGCCUGGCUUGGAGUACAGCGAAGGAGAGGUGAUCUUAAUUAGCAUCUUAAUGGUGAUUCUGAUUGUAGGCAUUGUCUUCGGCAAUGUGGUGGUCAUCAGUGCUAUUGUAAAAUUCCAGCGUUUGCAGACGGUCACCAACUACUUCAUCAGCUCCUUGGCCUGCGCAGAUCUGGUUAUGGGCCUCAUGGUAGUGCCAUUUGGUGCAUGCUACAUUCUCUUAAACAAGUGGCACUUCGGAAAAUUCUUUUGCGAGUUUUGGACGGCUACAGAUGUAUUGUGUGUGACCGCUAGCAUCGAGACAUUGUGCGUGAUUGCCCUGGACCGGUAUGUGGCAAUUAUGUGGCCUUUGCGCUAUCAGUCAGUGCUUACGAAGCGGAAGGCCUGUGGGGUGCUCCUAGGGGUGUGGGCAGUGGCAGCCCUCAUUUCUUUCCUGCCCAUCCACAUGCAGUGGUGGGUGUCAGAUGAACCUGAGGCACUGAGCUGCUUGGAGAACCCAACCUGCUGUGACUUCAACACUAAUGCCGCCUAUGCCGUGACCUCCUCCAUCAUCUCCUUUUACAUCCCGCUGGUCAUCAUGGUGUUUGUGUACAGCCGGGUCUUCCAGGAGGCCCGUAGACAGCUUCAGAAAAUUGACCGCACUGAAGGGCACAUACGCACACAGAGCUUCAGCACCCAGGAGGGAAAUGUGGUAAAGAACCGGAAGACCAAGUUCUGCAUGAAGGACCACAAAGCGCUGAAGACUUUAGGAAUGAUCAUGGGAACCUUCACCCUCUGCUGGCUCCCAUUUUUUGUGCUUAACGUGGUGGCAGCCAUUUGGAAGAUGGACAACAUCAUGUUGCCAUUCAGGAUAUUGAACUGGAUCGGCUAUGCCAACUCCGCCUUCAACCCCUUGAUCUACUGCAGGAGUCCUGAGUUUAGAUGUGCAUUUCAGGAGAUCCUGUGCUGAAGAACUUCUCAACUACCUUCCACAAAGAAUAAGAAGUGAUAUAACUAUAGCAGCCACAUCUGGCCAUAAGUCAACAUGAAGACCACCAGACAACGAGAGUCCUCACCAGCUUGCGAAACAGAAAUGGGUGCUGACUGUUUAACUGCAGGUACCAAAAACAAUGUAAAAACCUUAACGUUCAUAAUCCCAGUACGUCAUUUUAAAGCACUAGAGAUCUUUCUGUUUGAGUCCACUUUUGUCUGUGACAAAACAUGGUUUUUAGAUUUUGUAGUCCUUGAACCAAAAACAUUUGCCUAUAUAUACACAGUAUUUAAUAUGUUCUGUUGACAUAUGCUCACACUUUUAUUGACUGAGUCAGAACUACUGAAACUGAAUUAACUUAUGUUUCUGGACAACAAAGAAAAUGUGUGCAAGAAAUCUAAGACAGAGUUGGAAAGGCUAAACAGUCUACCUCUGAAUUACUACCUCGGGACAGUUUUUAAGUCUCAGUCUUCAUGUUUCAGUUUUCAAGCUAAAACCUGCGAGGAUACUUAAUUCAUAAUUAAUCAAAAAAUGCCUCAACUUAAAAACAGAGACUCUGGAUUUAUAAAAUAUUAAAAAUUUGUAAAAUGUGCAUUACAUACUUAAAGAGAGUCAGAGGGUCGUCUCGUACUAGACAGACUUGUUACAUUCCAUUAAGAGCUUUGGCUCUCUGAAAGCCAGGGUCUUCAAUAUCUCUGAGCACUCCUCCAGAGAGAGGAAAUAUAACCUUCUGAUGCGGGACAACAGGUGCACAUUGCUGUCUGUGCUAUAACCAGCUGUUCUUGUUGAAACGAAAAAAGCGAGAGAGACAUGUAGUUCUCUCCAAACACUGCACUUCAACCUUCCCCAUUUCCACUGGAAAACUAUUUUAAGGUUACAGCUGAAGUUUUAUCUAUAAAGGUUCAUAUUUAUAUAAGGUGUGCCACAGGCUGGGUGGCACAAUAAUGAUGGUGUAUUUAACAUGUCACUUUUUGCAAGGAAGAUGCCAAGUUAUUCUCAUUGUUUAACACAAUAUUUAAAAGCUGAGUUUGUAAAUCUUAACAAAAUAAUAACAAAAUAUCUGUAUCUUAAUAAAUGACAAAUGUAUGCUUACAUGCCUACCGCUGAUGUCACUGGCAUGUUCACUCACAUACACAGCCCCCUUCAUCUGUAUGUGUGUACAUAUUUACUAAUACAGUGUAUGUCAUGGGCAAUGGAGAAAGACAUAUUAGACAGCUUAUGUGGCUGUAUACCUUAGUCAGGGUAGCGCCAUAUUUAAUUUUAAGAAUUGUAAAAUAAUUGUGUUACAUAGCAACUAAUGUUAUUAUUAUUUUUAUUUUUUUAGCUUAGAAAAUAUUUUUCAAAAUAAAUAUUGGGUACAAUUUGUUUUAUGUUGUCCUUCUUACAGUGUAAUUAUACAAUUAGGAACUGAGUAAUAUAAUAUUACUGUACUAUAUUACUAUAGGGUUGCAGUUAGAAUCAGGAUUUGGUUUAGGGUUAGUUGCAUGUAAUUAUGCAUUAUUUACUGUUAUUGUUAGAGUAAAUACAGUAUACAUAGUAAACAGUAACCAAAACUUUUAGUACAUAAAAACUUGAUUGAAAGUUGUGAGUUUUGAAUAUUAUGACCUAUACAAUCUAGAACCUUUUAUAUAGUACAGGCUAUUGUGCUAUUGCAAAUAUUUACAGCCUCAUUUUCAUCUACAUAAAAUUCGAUAUGGUGUCUACACUGUUAGAAAGAAAGAAAAUAAAACAUUUUGAUGUUAAUAUACAUAGAUGUUUGAAAUACUCAGAAAAUGUGUGUGUACCUGGUACUCCCUACAUUAUGGGAACCAAAUGUCCACACAAUGAUAGUAAUAUGAGUAAAUUUUGAUCUUGUGUGUAUUUUUCUUUUCUUUUCUUUUCUUUUCUUUUCUUUUCUUUUCUUUUCUUUUCUUUUCUUUUCUUUUCUUUUCUUUUCUUUUCUUUUCUUUUCUUUUUGUUUGUGUGUAAGGGGUAUGUUUAGGGUAAGGUGGUAGAAAAUGCACUGUGUAGGAAAUACUAUGGAAUGUGUGUGUUAAUGUGUGUAAACUAUAAAAACAAUUAUGGAAAUAUCAAUUAUAUAAAUGUAAAAAAUAUUAUACUUUACAAUAAUUUAUAAUUAAUCAAAU